CGCGGUGAGGCGCCUCCACGCAGCCGCCAGCCUCCUCCGCAGGCCACCGAGCCUGACCAGGAGGAGCUGGACUUCCUGUUUGAUGAAGAAAUGGAGCAGAUGGCACCCAGGAAGAACAAGUUCACCGACUGGUCCGACGAGGACGACUCGGACUACGAGCUGGACGACCAGGACGUCAACAAGAUCCUCAUCGUCACCCAGACCCCUCCUUAUCUCCGAAAGCACCCUGGCGGCGACCGCACGGGAAACCACGAGUCCAGAGCCAAGCUCACCGCCGACCUCGCCAAAGCCAUCAACGACGGGCUGUUUUACUACGAGCAGGACCUGUGGAAGGGGGAGGAGCAGGUGGAGUGCAGCAAGGAAGCGGAGAACUUCAAGAAGCUGAACUUCAUCAGUCAAGAUGAGUUUGACACUCUCACCCCCAAAGUGCCCGUCAACGCCAACCAGGAAGUCCCGCCUCCUCUCAUGCCAGUGGACAGCGGAGCAGAGUUGGCCCGCUCUCUGCCUACAACGGUCCCAGAGUCACCCAGCGCUCACCAGCCCCGAACCCCCAGAACGCCUCGCACCCCUGGACGCCAGGACCCCAACAAGACGCCACGCUUCUACCCCGUCAUGAAGGAGAGUGGCACCAUCGAUGGACAGACGCUGAGGAAGAAGAAGACCCGCCACAGUUCCAACCCUCCUCAGGAAGCUCACAUCGGCUGGGUGAUGGACUCCCGAGAACAUCGGCCGCGCUCAGCGUCCAUCAGCAGCUCCAACGCCUCUCCGUCAGAAGGAGGCCCGCUGGCAGGAAGUUACGGCUGCACCCCCCAAUCUCUGCCCAAAUUCUGGCAUCCAUCCCACGAGCUGCUGAGAGACAACGGCUUCACUCAGCAGGGAUACCACAAGUACCUCCGACGGUGCCUGAACGAGAGGAAACGGUUGGGGAUCGGCCAGUCUCAGGAGAUGAACACUCUGUUCAGGUUCUGGUCGUUUUUCCUGAGAGACAACUUCAACAGGAAGAUGUACGAAGAGUUUAAACAGCGCGCGCUGGAAGACGCCAAAGAGAACUACAGGUACGGUCUGGAGUGUCUGUUCAGAUACUACAGUUACGGUCUGGAGAAGAGGUUCAGGUUGGACCUGUUCAAGGAUUUCCAGGAGGAGACGCUCAAGGACUUUGAGAAAGGUCAGCUGUACGGUCUGGAGAAGUUCUGGGCCUUCCUGAAAUACUCAAAGAUCAAGAAGCAGCCGAUCGACCCGAAGCUUCAGGAGCAUCUGUCUCAGUUUAAGAACCUGGAGGACUUCAGGGUGGUGCCCCCGAUGGGAGAGGAGGGAGGCAGGAGGAGACGUCACUCAUCCUCGGCUGGGGAUGAAGGAAGGCGUCGGCGUCAUCCUUCCAACACUACCUCAAAAUCUACGCAGGCCUCCAAAUCCUCCGCUGCUGCCGCCGCCACAGCGCAGAACACAGCCAAAGAUAACGCCCAGAAAGCAGGCGCUGCUGCCCACGGGAAGAAGAGCGAGUCUGGAGGCAGGAAGAAGGAAAGUGUGGCGCCAAAUAAAUGAAGCUGCUUCCUGUAGGCGUGGCUUUGGAUACAAUUGUAGAGUGCGGAGGCGGCGGCAGCAGCUGUGAGGUCAGCGGCGGCUCUUUUCAGCAGCAGACAGUUUGGUAUGAAGAGACACUGAGCGUGGUUUAAUUAGAUUGUUUUUAUCUGUGCAUUUCAUUUAAAGCGAAGCGACGUGUAGGCAGCGAGCUUGACCCUGCGCGCCCGAUCCUCCGCUCAUAACGUUUACAAAAAAAAAAAAAAAAUGCAUUCCUGCAUUUUCUGCCUCCUUCUUCUCUCAGAUGCCAAAAGUGUCGUUCGGAGCUCCGCCCUGUUCGGACGCCUCUGCAGCUGUGAUUCUAGUUUGCCAACAUACGGCAGGUCGUCCUGCGUGCCUUAAUAACCUGAGGAUGAUGUCAGCGACUCGUCACCUGUCCAGGUGUCACCGUCUGAUUCAUAUCGUACUCUUUUCAUACAACACAAACAUCUGUUUUAUUUUAUGGUGACAAUCAGGUUGCAGUGAUGUAAUGAGUGAAGGACCGCCCCCCGACUGACCUGCAGAACAAUGUUCCGUUUGACGCUCACACGCACGUAGAAUAAUUUAUUCUUUUCUUUUUACAUGAUUAGAUUUUUAGUUUUCGGGAAUCAGAGCAGUUUUAAUGGUUUCUGCUGGAACGAUGGCGUGAGGCUGGCGUCAUCAAACGACACUAUAUUUUAGCUUGAAGUUCAUUUCCUGUUUGAGGCUUGGUGCUCGUCAGCACUUCAAUCAUUUCCUGUCUUUCCUUCAUCAGUGACUUAAAAAAAUAAAAAGGUUUUUAGAGCUGAAUUAAAGAAAAAAAUGUAAAUACUAUAAAAAUGAUUUUCAGUUAUUCUCUGAUCUGAAGACGUGAUUUGUUUUAUCGGUCGUGUGGCGUGGAGUGUUUUAGUAAUGAUGAUGAUGAUGAUGAUGCAUGUUGAUGACACGUCUGUAACAUGAAUUAAAAUAUAAAGGAACAGUUGAUUGUACCAAA
Messenger RNA from Epinephelus moara (kelp grouper), 2530 nucleotides. Its product is annotated as la-related protein 1-like. The record is from RefSeq and is a predicted model, not a curated record. Gene Ontology annotation, biological process: mRNA stabilization. Lineage: Eukaryota; Metazoa; Chordata; Actinopteri; Perciformes; Serranidae. The transcript has 9 exons. Gene Ontology annotation, molecular function: RNA cap binding. The coding region runs from base 91 to 1542 and encodes 483 amino acids.